Messenger RNA from Wasmannia auropunctata (little fire ant), 2717 nucleotides. Its product is annotated as glutaredoxin domain-containing cysteine-rich protein CG31559-like. The coding region runs from base 196 to 2358 and encodes 720 amino acids. Gene Ontology annotation, biological process: sensory perception of sound. The record is from RefSeq and is a predicted model, not a curated record. NCBI's taxonomy places the organism in Eukaryota, Metazoa, Arthropoda, Insecta, Hymenoptera, Formicidae. The transcript is spliced from 5 exons.
ACUGACGUUCCGUGCUGUGAACGAUCGCCCGUUGAUCGCCGCCGUCGCCGUCGCCGUCGCCGUCGCCGUCGUCGUCAUCGGCUUUAAACGUCGGCGUCGAGUGCAAUCGAGAUUUUACUAUGCGCCGCUCUUGAUACACAUAUAUGCGGUCUGUGACGCCUAUCGAGUGAGCCACGGUGGACUUGGUAUGCACGUAUGGAUGAGAUCAUCACGAUGACCGUACCGCCGCCACUAUCUGCGAAGACACAGGCCCGGGAUGCGGCGAGCCAGGCCGCCGCUCGGCAGACUGUGUCAAUCCGGACCGUAUCCCCUUCCGUCUCGCCGCCGCUCGCCGCCGGACCCGGAGCAACGGUAUUUGUCGGAGUAAGCGCUCCUACCGCCGAUUCCGUGACAACCUGCAGGAGAAGAAUCCCGGAAGUGCAAUCGGCGAACGGCGGCUGCGAGGAGCGGAGCAACAACGUCGUCGAGUCGUCGCAGCAGCAGCAGCAGCAGCAGCAGCAGCGGUGGCAGCAGUCGCAGCAUCUUCAUCAUCAGCAGGCCGCGCAUAUAGUGAAGAUCAAGAUCAAUCCGGAUGGCGAUAAGAACAGUAGGGUGAUAUCGACGGUACGGUUGACCUUGGACGAGAACGAGCGGAAUCACGAGGUCGAGAACGGUGCCGCGCGCGAACGUUCCUCGGGCAAACAACGCGGAGACAACGGUGCGGUGGUGGUGAGUGCGACAAACUUGGUGAACGAGCGACACUGCGCGAGUGCCGGUAUCGGUGACGGCUGUGUGAGGAUCAGUGUCUUCAGCGGCGACCCGCCGACCGGGUCCGACAAUCGGGAGCGCAACAACAAUCAUAACAACAACAGCAACAGCAGCGGCAGCGACGACAGCGAUAAGCGUAGCCAGGACAACGACAGAAGCGACAACAGAGACAUGGUGCACCGCGGUACCACGGAGACCCUGAACUCGUCCACCCUCGGCGGCCGUACGAGCGCCUGUUUCUACUACAACUCCUACCAGAGCCCGUUGAGCGGCAUGGUGAUGACGAGCGGGCAGUGCUCGCCCAGCGACACCCUGGACAGCGGCACUUGCAGCGACCUUGACGGAACGCCGCCGCCGUUGCCGAAGAAGAAGAACGCCAGCAGCACGGUGAUACUGUCCAACAGCACGCACAACCGGACCGGCAGCCUGACCAGCAGCGGCGCCGAGGUCGACAGCGACGACAACGAGAGCAACAUCAGCUGCGACUCGUUGAACGGCGCCGAGGUGAACGGCGAGUAUCGAGUGCACGAACCGCCGAAGGACGUUGAGGAGACGGUGGGCGUUGUUGAGAAAUUGGCCAGCCGAAUCGCGCCGGCGAGCGAUCGCGUUGACGGCACGAUCGAGGAGUCGAGCGGUGUCCAUCAGCGUCAGGUCUCGAUAACGGAACUCGGUUGCGCCGCGCGCUCGCCGGUGUCGUCGGCCAGCGUCUCGCCGUCGCCGUCCGGAACGUCGUCCCUGUCGAAGGCCUCCUCGACGCCGCGGGUGAGGAGCCCCGAUCCCGCGAUCGAGCAGAACGGCCAGUCGCCGGUGAUUAAAGAGUGCACGUACGAGGAGAGGAAGCGGCGGGAGCAGGAGAGGAUAGAGCAGGAGUGCGUAAAUGCCACGCAGAAUCGGUCGACUGGUCACAAGUACCUGUACGAGGACGACAGGUACUACAAUUUCCACGUGAACGAGUUGCGCGGUAAUAAUAAGAACUCGAACGGCGAGCACAAGGGGACGGCCGAGAACGAAGAGUGUUUCGCCGGUUACAAAAUCCACGACAAGGAAGCCAUACGAAGUGCCAAAGGGACCGUGCGCGGUGUGAAGAACAGAGUACGAGCGGGCAUCGCGACGUUUCUGCAGUCGCCUACCUCCAAGGCUUACGUGGAAAGAGAGAAGGGCAGAGUAGUGCUUUACACGACAUCAUUGGGCAUCGUUAGAGAGACCUUCACCAAUUGUAUGAAGAUGAAGCAGAUGCUGUGGACGAACAUGGUCAAGUACGACGAAGCAGAUUUAUUCCGCGAUACAGAACUACAGACCGAACUGAAGGAUCGGACCGAUUCGGAAAUCGUAACGUUGCCGCAGCUCUUUGUCGAUGGUCAAUACAUUGGGGGUGUCGACACCGUCGAACGGCUUAACGAGUCGGGGGAACUGCGCCGCAUACUGGAGCCUUACCAGUGCAAGGAUGCAUGCGCCGUUUGUCCCUUCUGCGGCGGAUUCCAGCGGCUGCUCUGCCCCAUCUGUCACGGCAGCAAGAGAUCCGUGCACCGUAACGAGUUCACCGUGGAAUUCGUCGCCCUAAAGUGCGCCAAGUGCGACGUUUUCGGUAUGAUACGUUGCCCGCACUGCUGAAAGGAAUCUCUCGACGGGGGAGAAUCCCACACGUACACAUCUGCUCAAAUCAUUUCUCUUAAUCUUAACGACCAUCUUACUAACUUAUAUCUCUAUUUAAGGUGCUACGAGAAGUAUAUUUUAUGCUAUGCUUUAAGCAAAGGAUAUACACGAAAACGCAUACAGACACUAACUAAUCGCGUAGCCGCGCUGUCGCGUAGUCGCGUGUUGUAAGAUAUCGGUUAAUAAAACUUUGUGUAAAGUUUUGUAAUUUUGUGUCACUCAUUGGAGACCCCCUUAAACUCCGAAAGAGUCCGAAUUGUCCUAAAAAUUCCUCCGUAUAUGUUGCCAUUCUCCUGGAAAUAAAAUUGCGCCUACAA